Molecule: messenger RNA, 3240 nt
Organism: Prorocentrum cordatum
Lineage: Eukaryota; Dinophyceae; Prorocentrales; Prorocentraceae
Source: the annotation of a GenBank genome assembly
GCGCGCUGCAGUCCACCCUGACGACGUUCUCCAAGGCCGGCCUGAGGCGACCGCGAGGGUGAACUCGCCAAAGUUGCCGAUAAGAUCGAGAGGGACCUCGAGCUCUGCGGCGCUACCGGCAUCGAGGACAAGUUGCAGGACAGGGUGCCCGAGACCAUAGAGAGCAUCCGCAAAGCGGGCAUCAAGUUCUGGGUGUUGACAGGCGACAAGUUGGAAACUGCGAAGGAGAUCGGCUUCAGCGCCAACGUCCUCGUCAAAGAGUGAGAAGCGCACGGCGGAUCCACGAAGUUGAGAGGUCGAGAGGGGACGUGCAGGGGCAGCUCCAGGCGGUGCUGGACAAGUGCAAGGGCAAGGAGCCCGACCACCUGGCCCUCCUGAUCACGGGAGACGCGCUCAUCGAUGUGAUGGAGAGCGCGUUGCUGCAGCGGCUCCUGCUGGACAUCGCCAAGGCCGUGUCCAUCGUCAUGGCCUGCAGAGUGUCGCCGCUGCAGAAGGCGCAGAUGGUGUCGCUCGUGCGCGCGAACGUCGUGGGCCCCGACGGCCGGGCUGUGGUCACCCUGGCGAUCGGGGACGGGGCCAACGACGUGCCCAUGAUCCAGACCGCCCAGGUGGGCGUGGGCAUUGCUGGCCGUGAAGGCCGGCAGUCCGUGAACAACUCGGACUUCGCCAUCGUGCAGUUUAAGUAUUUGGGGCGGCUGCUGUUCCUGCACGGCCGCUGGAACUACCUCCGCACGUGCAAGUGCACGCUCUUCACGUUCUGGAGGAAUGCGGUCCAGGUGCUGAUGAUCACUAUCUAUACCUACGUCUCGGGCUUCUCUGGGACGAUCCUCUUCGAGGAUUCGAUCCGAAUCCUUUUCAACUUUUUCGGCGCUGUCCCAAUCAUCCCGACAGGCAUCUUCGACCAGGACGUGGACGAGAGGCUCGCGCUCGCGCGCCCGCUCCUCUACCGCGUCGGCCGCGAGCAGGUUGGGCUGAGCACCCUGAAGAUCGCCUGGACAUUAUUAUCGGUCUUAGCACAUUCCGUCAUUUUGCAAUUGGUCUGGUAUUUCGCCUUCGACGAUAUGGUAUGGCUGGGGGUCGGAGAUUCUUAUUCGUUUGGAACUGCGUGUUUUAGCGGCCUGCUCGUCGAUGUAUUUUACCGUAUUGGGUUCCUGAGCUACACCCGCAACCAUUGGACGAUGGCCUCGCUGGGCGUGUGCAUUUUCGGCUACGUCAGCUACUGCGUCUUCUUGUGCGUAAUGCCGCCCAAUGGGAAUAUUCCGUUACUGAGCUCCUUGUUGGAGCCGAAAAUAUACAGGGUACCCUGGCAGCUCGCGAAAACAGCGCCCUUCUGGAUGUGCACCGUGUGCGCGUCCCUCUUCGCGGCGGUGUUCGACACCGGCAUCGACUUCUUCCUGGAGACCACGAGCGUGACCCAGCGCGAAGUGCAGCAGGACAGAAAGCGUGCGCUCCAGAUUGCCAUCGAGCAGCAGCGCGGCGAGGCACCAGGGCUCAAGUUCUUCGGCAUCAGGAACGGGAAGUUCUCGCUCGCGUUGUCCAGCGGCAUCCCAAAGACGGGGAUAGCCAAGGACGCCCAUUACCAGCCUUUGGUGUCGAAUGAGUCGAAGCGACCACAGGAAGCGGACGAAGCUGUACAGCCGCUCCUCAAAGAGCUGCGUGCAGAGACUCGGUCCUGCCGGUUCCGCGACAGAGAUAGACAAGUCGCAAGAAGAUCCGGCAAUUGCGCGCGCGCGAACGACGAGGAGGACAAGUCGUGGGAGGUCUAUUCGAGGUUGCCGCCUCCCAGGAGCGGCGACAUGUGCUGGCGGCACCAAGCUUACGCAGAUUUAGGCAUCAAUCUGGACCCGGUGUCGCAGCAGCAGUGCUAUUCCUACAUCUCGGUUGGCGAGUUUUUGACGAAAGAUUCAGAUGUGUGAACGUGUUGUUUGCAGUGGUGGCUGUAUUUUUUCUUAUCGUAUUGGGUGGUGUCAAUUUUCGCUACGCGAUGAACGUUCAGACGGCCAUCGUGAACUAUGUCUGAGAAGGCUGCCCGUGGGAGCAGGAGCUUGCCGUGAAGUGUCCGCGCCAGGAUCUGGUCGAAGAGGGCGGCACCAAGACAAUGCACAUGGACCUCUCGCACAUCGACGGCGACAUCGUCGUCGCCUACGUGGUUGGCCCUUUUAUCAGAACCACCACGACUACCUGGAGUCCGAAGUGAUUCAGGAGUUACAGGGUAUGAAGAGUUUCGAGGACCUGGCAGCCAUGCGGGAGAGAAAGUGCGUGGAGCCGACGCGUAAGAGCGGCAACAAGGAGAUCGUGCCGUGCGGCCUGAAGGCCAACAGCGUCUUCAACGACACGUUUUUAUUCAGCAUUGGCGGUGUUCCCAUCAAGCUCGAGGAGAGCGUGGAUGACAUCGCGUGGGAGUCCGAUAUUCACAGAUACCACUUUCGCGAGGACUACACUGGCGACAAGGAAACAGUGCAGCUCACCGACAUUUACGGGCCGGACGUCAUCGACCCAGCGCUCGGCGUGAAGUCCCCGCGCUUCGUGGCGUGGAUGAGGCCCGCGGCCCUGGACCACGUGAUCAACCGACUCGGGUGGAUCCGAAAGAGUGACAAAAAGGGUAAGGAUAUGAGCAAAGUGAGCGUGGAGAUCACUAACGUCUUCCCCGUGCAGGCCUUCCACGGCUACAAGCAGCUGGUGUUUACGGAGGUAAACGCGAUGGGCGGCGACGAGGAGAUGCUCGGCUGGCUCCUGAUAUGUUUCGGCGUCUUAUCCUGGAUUUACGGCUGCGUCCUGUUGUUUUGGAUAUACUGUUGCUCGCUGCGGUACACACAAGAUAGCAGGCAUGCCGUUGCAGAGGAUGUCGAGAGACCUGCACUCUGGAGGCAGAAUUUGGGCUGCUCGUAGCGACACGCCCCUCAACAUGGAGAUCAUGUCCGUGACGUUUCACCAAACUGAUUUUGAAUUCGUGAAGCUUGUCGGCUUAAAGGGCCAUUGUCGCGCUCCUCGUCGUUUGCAUCUGGAUCCCUGGGGCACUGGACUAGUCGUCGCUGGCCCCUGUUUUCUGUGAUGACAUCCUCUUUCUUCUUGAUGAUCAUUGUUGUCGUUGUUACCUCUGUUUCCCGAUUUCCCUCCUGCACAGUCGUUCGAUCCCUAGCGGAGGCAGAAUUUGGGCAGCUCGUAGCGACACGCCCCUCAACAUGGAGAUCAUGUCCGUGACGUUUCACAGGCAGUGUACGCCAUUCGAGGCAUAGGCCA